Molecule: messenger RNA, 768 nt
Organism: Ustilaginoidea virens
Lineage: Eukaryota; Fungi; Ascomycota; Sordariomycetes; Hypocreales; Clavicipitaceae
Exons: 3
Coding region: 1-768 (255 amino acids)
Source: RefSeq, a predicted model, not a curated record
AUGGAGACUAUCGCCAGCAUGGCCCAAACAGCGGCCAAAGCUGUCUGGGGAGACGGCACGGAACAUUGCGAGCCAGUCUCGGGCGUCCAAGGCAAUGUGGCAAAGGGCGAGCCAUACGACGCCGGCAACAUGGAGCCCGACGCGUCGAGCACAACUGCUUCGCAACUCCAAGAACCCAACCGAGCCGGCGACACAUCAGCAGCAAGCCGUAAGCUUGAGUCGGAAUCCGCAACCCGCGCUUCGAGACCUGUUGUCGCAGAGCAUCAUGAUGCAAACCACGCCAUUGCUGAUGCCACCACCACCACCGAGGAAUCGAGCGGCGACCAUGUCGGUAGCCCAGUAGACACAGACAACGCGCCGAGUGUCAUGGGGGAUGGUCCUCGACCGCUAGAGACGGUUGCCAAAGAGAACGGCGGAGACGCAGGCAACCUGGUGGUGGUGCCUGAAGCGGAAUCUACAUCAUCCUCCCAGGACCUUGACGGCGGUGCUAGCAAUCCCGAUACUCGCAACAAGACCAACAAAGGAACCGGAGAAAAGUACGUCAAGACUUCUGGACUUGCCGCCGAUGGCGGUGACUUUGACGCAACGUUGCCUGGCGCCGGAAGGGAAGCAGAUCGUCUCCUGGAAGAGAAAGGCAUACAGCGUGGAACCGGUAACAACUUGAAGGGCUCCUCCUCGCCGGGAAUCAGUCACCAAGAUGUCGAUGGGAAAGAUAAGCAGAGUCUGAAAGAGCGACUCAAGGAUAAGUUGCAUAUUCACAAAUCUUGA